AUGCAAGCAGUGGACCAGGCUAGCCGUGGGCCUUGGGGUUCCCUCACUAUCUUGUGGGGCGCUGUUAGGGGACCGAGGAUGGACACGUGGACCUUGACCGGCGCAUUCAUUACCAUUCUCGCCUUGGCCAUUGAUCCCUUUACCCAGCAGAUCCUGUCCUUCCCGUCUCGCUCCGUAGUGACCAGACUUGAAACAGCAUUCAUCCAGACGGCCAAUGCAUAUGUGUCCGGACCAACGAGUGACAGCAAGAUCGACAUCAUUGAAGUCAGUGCACUUGAUCCAAAUAUUAUAUCAGCCGUUGUCAGCGGGAUAGCGCAAACAAACAGCGCCCUGGAGCCGCGAUGCACCUCGGGCGACUGCAGAUUCCCUGAAUUUGUCACCCUGGGGGUCUGCAGCACGUGUGAUGACAUGACUGCACAAGCCGUCCAGACUUGUCACGUACCGACUGACAAUCCCUAUGCCAGUGGUCCGUUCAACGUGACACCACUUAGCUGUACUUACUCAUUCCCCAGCGGUCUGAAUCUCAGUAUCCCCUGGGCAGCUGCCGCUCAGAACGGGAUGUUCAAUAAUGAGUCGGCCACAUUCGGCAUGAUGUAUUGGGAUAUAAUUCCGCAGAGCGUCACAUGA
Penicillium malachiteum is the source of this 627-nucleotide messenger RNA. Its product is annotated as DUF3176 domain-containing protein. Bases 1 to 627 code for a protein of 208 amino acids. Lineage: Eukaryota; Fungi; Ascomycota; Eurotiomycetes; Eurotiales; Aspergillaceae. The transcript has a single exon. The record is from RefSeq and is a predicted model, not a curated record.